Molecule: messenger RNA, 2570 nt
Organism: Rhodamnia argentea
Lineage: Eukaryota; Viridiplantae; Streptophyta; Magnoliopsida; Myrtales; Myrtaceae
Product: U-box domain-containing protein 34-like
Exons: 9
Coding region: 59-2380 (773 amino acids)
Biological process (GO): protein ubiquitination; protein phosphorylation
Molecular function (GO): ubiquitin-protein transferase activity; ATP binding; protein kinase activity
Source: RefSeq, a predicted model, not a curated record
CUCUCCCUCCCCCCGCUCUCUCUCUCCACACCGAAACGAGCGCGCCUAGUGGUGCGAAAUGAGCACCACCGGUGGUGGCGACCGUGGCGCUCCGCCAGCGAUGUCUGCGAUGGCGGUGGCGGUGAAAGGAGACUUAAGCGGCUUCGAAGGAGGGAGAGGAAGCCGCCGCGCCGUCCGUUGGGCCAUCGAGAAUCUCAUGCCUAGAGCCGAUCGGUUUGUCUUGGUCCACGUGAUGCCCAGAGUCACUUCAAUCCCCACUCCAAGCGGAGAUCGUAUACCCGUGGCGGAAUUGGACGAGAAUGUGGUGGCGAUGUACGUGGAGGAGACGAAAGUGAAGUUUGAGCAGGUGUUUGUUCCGUUUAAGAAAAUGUGCAAACCUUGGAAGGUGGAAACUGUGGUGCUAGAAGCUGACAAUCCUGCGGCUGCGCUCCUUCAAUAUGUGUCAAACUCGGGAAUAAAUAAUCUAGUUCUUGGUUCCUGCUCAUCGAACGCAUUUGGAAGGAAGCUGAAGGGAGCAGUAGUACCUGCAACUGUUCUUACCUGUGCCCCUGAAACUUGUGAUGUUUAUGUGAUAUCUAGAAACAACAUUGUCAACAAAUCCGAUAAAGGUUCUAGUCAUGGUAUGUUGACUCAAACAAACCACAAAGAUGUUUUUGGUGGAUCUAGUAACGCAAUGUCCUGGACCAAUUCUGUGUGCGGAGAAUCUGACUCCAAUAAUAGCUUCAGAGGAUCGCCGCCAUCAGAGCCUAGCUUUGUGACUGCACUAGCUUCAGGUUAUACAGAUUAUCCCGACAGUGCUAAUGUCAAUCAAGAGAGUAGACAUUUGUAUAUAGGAGAUGCACGUGAAAUAGAUUUCGUCCAGCAAAGCACACUGAUGGCUUCUAGACCAACUGAACAGUCAGAUGUGCAGGCUGAAAUAGAGAAGCUGCGGCGGCAGUUGGAAGACACAGUUUCUAUGUAUGAACGGACUUGUGAAGAGCUAGUCCAUGCCCAAAACAAGGUUCAAGUACUUUCUUCUGAAUGUGGGGAAGAUGCUCGAAGAGUGAAUUCUGCCCUACAAAGAGAAGAAACUUUGAGGCAAAUUGCUGCUGAAGAGAGAGCGAAAUAUAUGGAAGCUUUAAAGGAGGUUGAGGAGGCAAAGAGUUUGCUUGCUAAAGAGGCGUAUGAAAGGCAGAUUGCUGAACUGAAUGCCCUCAAAGAGUCCUUAGAGAAGCAGAAAAUUAUGGAUAUGCUCCUCUCAAGCGAUAAGAGGUAUAGAAGGUACACCAGGGAUGAACUUGAGCUAGCAACAAAUUCCUUCUCUGAAAACUACAUGAUUGGUGAAGGAGCAUAUGGGAAAGUCUACAAAUGCAAUCUGGAUCAUACUCCUGUGGCUGUUAAAGUUCUUCAAUCAGAUGCAUGUGAGAGGAAAGAGGAAUUCCUGAGAGAGGUUGAGGUUCUUAGCCAACUUCGGCAUCCUCAUCUGGUGCUGCUACUUGGAGCCUGCCCAGAGAUUCGUGGCCUGGUUUAUGAAUACAUGGAAAAUGGAAGCUUGGAGGAGCAUAUCUACCGGCAGAAUGGCAAGCCAUCUCUUCCAUGGUUUGUUCGGUUCCAGAUAACUUUUGAAGUUGCUUGUGGACUUGCAUUCCUUCACAACUCGAAACCUGUCCCCAUCGUACACAGGGAUCUAAAACCUGGGAAUAUUCUUUUGGGAAAAAAUUACGUGAGCAAGAUUGGGGAUGUUGGAUUGGCCAAACUUAUUUCUGAUGUAGUUCCUGAUAACAUCACCGAAUAUAGGGACUCUAUGUUGGCAGGUACAAUAUACUACAUGGAUCCAGAAUACCAAAGAACAGGAACUAUUCGACCCAAAUCGGAUUUGUAUGCUUUUGGAAUUAUUAUUCUUCAAUUGUUGAUGGGUUGUCACCCAAAUGGGCUUCUAUUGAAAGCUGAGGAGGCCAUUGAAAGGGGCUCCCUUGCCAGCAUCCUGGACAAUACCGUUAAAGAUUGGCCAGUUGCUGAAACAGAGAAAUUGGCUCAAAUUGCUCUCAAAUGUUCGAAACUUAGGUGCAGGGAUAGACCAGAUCUUGAGAAUGAAGUAUUGCCAGUUCUUAAGAAGCUGUCUGAUUUUGCAAAUGCUAAAGCUAGAGUUGAAAGAGAGAACGCUUGUGCUCCAAGCCACUACUUUUGUCCAAUCCUUCAGGAGGUGAUGCAGGAUCCAUAUAUUGCCGCUGACGGUUUCACAUACGAGCACAGAGCAAUAAAGGCAUGGUUUGAAAAGCACAGGGUGUCCCCUGUAACCAGGAAGAAGCUCCAGCAUACGGUUCUUGUACCCAACCAAACUUUACGGUCGGCAAUACAUGACUGGAGAUCCCGGGUGACUUACGAAGGGAAUCAUGAUUGAUCUGUUGUAGUUUUCUGUAACUUAUUUGCUUUUAUAAUCUGUAUAUAAAGACUGUAAAUAGUUCUAUAGCACGCUGUUCUCUGGAAGACUACGACCAUCAUUCUUCCUUGUUCUCUCCUAUAGAAAUGCCUGAAAGAUGAGAAGUAUUGUCCAUAGUCUUAUAAUGGUGAUACCGCUUGUUUCUUUACCA